AUGGGAGGAAAUGACCUUGGCUUCUCCGAUAUUGUUUGGUACUGCAUUAUAACCCCGAAUACUGCUCGAUGGGGAUCAACCGACCGCAAGAACUGCGUAGCUGCAGAAGACAGAGCACGCGCGUUGAUGAAUGAUCAAGGAGAAAGUGGCUUGCGCUAUAAGCUUAGUGCUCUCUACAGGAGCAUUCUGGACAAGGCAGAACAACCUGACCUUUCUCUCUUCGUCACUGGCUUUCAUUACUUUUUGGGCGGCUACAAGCCUCCUAGUGAUGGAUGGUGGCCUAAUCGAAUCGUUUAUCAUACAUCAUCUCUACGCACAAAACUCAAUCUUUUGGUCUCUCAACUCAAUGACCUGAUUAAGGCUGCCGUUCAAGAUGUCAAUUCUCAGGUGGGAUCAACCAAUGCUUACUACGUUGAUGUCCAACAGAAGUUUGACACGCACCGCUGGUGUGAGCAAGAGAUUCAUGAGCCUGAUUCCAGCACUGCGAACACCUACUUUUUCUUGGGUGCCUGGUCAGACCUUCGUCUAGGCAAAAAUGGUGUCACAUCGUCCGAUCCUGAAGAUAUGUCCUCUCUUAGGCAGGCUGGAAUCAGUCUUCCGGACGCGUCAAAUUGUGAAGAAACACUAGGCUCGGAUCCAGAUCCUUACGACAAAUGGCUCUGCCUGGCUUCUAUUGCGAUCAACCAAGACCCCAAUGGACCAGUGGCUUGGUCAUAUGGGAAUGCAACACAGGACAUCAAAGAUGGAUACAUGAACACGCAACAUGUUUCCGACUGGUAUCCUACUCGUCAAAUCAAAACUUUCCGUCCACGGAGUCCCGGGAUGGCACUUUACCGCGAUGCUAUCCUCGAAAAUAAUGAUGCUACAAUUGGGGAAUAA
Messenger RNA from Penicillium robsamsonii, 879 nucleotides. RefSeq names its product esterase family protein. Gene Ontology annotation, molecular function: triacylglycerol lipase activity. The transcript is spliced from 2 exons. Lineage: Eukaryota; Fungi; Ascomycota; Eurotiomycetes; Eurotiales; Aspergillaceae. The record is from RefSeq and is a predicted model, not a curated record. The coding region runs from base 1 to 879 and encodes 292 amino acids. Gene Ontology annotation, biological process: triglyceride catabolic process.